GUUAAAGCAAUGGGGACCAAAUACACUAUUUUCCGGUAUAGAAUUUGCUCUACCUUCUUUAAUAUUUGGGGUAGAGAAGUGAAUGAGGUAUCAAAUUAAAGUUAAAGUCGUGCUUAAUCGUUGUAUCAUUGCUUCUCAGUUUUAAACUUCAAAAUAACCAUCGUAUUUUGCAUCGAGAGCGCUCUAUCCAGUCACAAAGCAGAUUAUACCUAACCACCACAAGUUGAUUUUGAUAUUCUGACGACUAGCCUCCGGAAGUGACGUCAAUGUGUGUUGUAGUCCCAAACUGUCCGCUGGGCUCACUUUCAUGGCGGAGAUGUGGGACCGAAACCGCUAGCUAGCUAGUUUGCUAGCCUAGCGAUAAAGUAUAUGAUGAGUUGUUUCAAGGAUAAAAAAAAAAAGACCAGACGUUGCGGUGGACAUUGUGAAUAUUUUCCGAGUUUGUUAAUGUCGUAGCAUCUUCUUGUUUAUGCUGCAAAGAGAAGCGUCGACAAUUUAGUGACGUACCGCUAGCACGUCAAUCUGCAGGCUAGCUUAGCUUGUGUUGCUAAGUGACUCGGUGUGAUGUGAUAUGGCAGGGAACCAGCCAAACAACAGCUCGACGUUUUUGAUCUUUGACUUGCACUUCUGGACAUCAAACGUCUCUAAAUUGGACCCGCCUUUGGUAUUUCAUAACGGCGGCUGCCACGUCAGCUCGCUAGCAUAAAUUUCAAAUUGCUAUCGAAAGCGCCUAGUCUGGAAUGGAGCCAGGCGACUUGAGGGAGAGUCCGGCGGGUUCCGGGGAGUCUGAUGCCGGUGAGUGGAGGGAGGUUCGACCCGGUGGGGACGAGGAGCGCAAGGCCGCACAAACAGGUGAGACAUCACCAGAGAAGAUGCUGCAAAAGGACAGUUGCUGUGAAAACGUCGGCGACAAAGCGACGAAAGUAGGGGAGCAGCCACACAGCCCCUACGACGAUGAACUGGACCCCCGAAUCCAGGAAGAGUUGGAGCAUCUGAAUGAAGCCAGUGCAGAAAUAAACAACCUAGAGCUGCAAUUGGAUGACGCCAGGUCAGGGUACCGUAAGAUCCUCACCGAGUCUGCCAGGAAGCUCAACGCGCACAGCUCUCAGCUCGGCGCCUGCAUUGACAAAGCGAGGCCCUAUUAUGAGGCCCGUCGGCUGGCCAAGGAGGCUCAGCAGGAGACCCAGAAGGCAGCGCUAAGCUACGAGAGAGCCGUUUCCAUGCACACGGCCGCCAGGGAGAUGGUCUAUGUGGCAGAGCAGGGACUCAUGGCUGAUGGAAAGAACACACUGGAUCCCACGUGGCAGGAGAUGCUCAACCACGCAACCUCCAAGGUGAAUGAGGCCGAGGAGGAGCGCCUUCGCAGCGAGAGGGAGCACAUGCGUGUCACCCACGCCUGCCAGGAAGCCGAGGCUCGAGUCCAGUUGCUCCAGAAGUCCCUCAAGAGGGCCAUCGUCAAGUCCAAACCUUACUUUGAGCUCAAGGCGCAGUUCAACCACAUCCUGGAGGAGCACAAGACCAAAGUACUGCAGUUGGAGCAGCAUGUGUCCAAAGUCAAGACACGCUACUCCAUCGCCCUCAGGAACCUGGAGGAGAUCAGCGAGCAGAUCCACGCUCAGAGGGGGCAGGACCACGACGAGGUGGGACGUCCCACCGUCUGCGGCGGGCGGAGCCCUCCUGUGGGGGCCGAGUCUGAUGCCGGAGCACGGGAAGAAGGAGGUGCCUGUGGUGGCGCCGUAAUGGGACGUGACCGAUCGGACGCGGCCGGUCAGCUGCUGGAAAAGUUGAAGGAGAAGGAGGAGGACAAAGAGAGGGCGGGCUCGGACUCCCUUUCCGUCUUCAGCCUGCAGACCAUUGCCUCCGACCUGGAGAAAUACGACUCCAUCGAGCACCUCGGGGAUCUGAGUGACGUGGGCAGCGUUACCGGGGAGGAGGGCGAGAGGGAUCAAGCGACGCACCGACGAGACAAGAUGGCGACAGAGAUGAGCGCCAGAGAACGCCAGCAGCAGUUUUACAAGCAGCACCACCGAAGCUUUAGCUUGUGAGGUCGUCGAGGCGGGUAGAACUCGCCGCCUCCCUCCCGCAGGCCAAAGAUGGCAAACGUGCUGCUGACAUGUACAACCGGAGUGACGCGGCUGUAUGUGGAAAUAAGUGACACUUUAUCGGAAGGUUAAGGUGACCUUUAGCAUCACAGGCUACUUACUAUACGCGCACUCCUUCGAAGGGAGCAGAAACGAAGCUAGCUAGAACACGCACUAUACUAUCACUCCUCUGAGGGAACCCAGUGGAAACCCGUUAGCAUACCAUGCUAGUUACCUCGUGCACUAUACAUUCAUAGUGUAAGCUACUUUAAUGGGUUACUUGUUGUAGUCCCAAACUGUCCGCUGGGCUCACUUUCAUGGCGGAGAUGUGGGACCGAAACCGCUAGCUAGCUAGUUUGCUAGCCUAGCGAUAAAGUAUAUGAUGAGUUGUUUCAUGGAUAAAAAAAGACCAGACGUUGCGGUGGACAUUGUGAAUAUUUUCCGAGUUUGUUAAUGUCGUAGCAUCUUCUUGUUUAUGCUGCAAAGAGAAACGUCGACAAUUUAGUGACGUACCGCUAGCACGUCAAUCUGCAGGCUAGCUUAGCUUGUGUUGCUAAGUGACUCGGUGUGAUGUGAUAUGGCAGGGAACCAGCCAAACAACAGCUCGACGUUUUUGAUCUUUUACUUGCACUUCUGGACAUCAAACAUCUCUAAAUUGGACCCGCCUUUGGUAUUUCAUAACGGCGGCUGCCACGUCAGCUCGCUAGCAUAAAUUUCAAAUUGCUAUCGAAAGCGCCUAGUCUGGAAUUCAUAGUGUAGUGUAAGCUACUUUAAUGGGUUACUUUAAUGUUCGAGCUCCCUUACGAUGCUCUCAUUGACUUCUCGCGGGGAGCUAGGCGGGAAUCCAUUAGCUUGGCAAGCUAAUUAGGGCAUUUACUACGAGGUACCCGAGCGGCAAUCCGUUAGAACAGCACGCCAGUUUCAAAGUUUACUAUAUGUUCACGUCUCCAAGGGGAAGCAUGUGGAAAUUGUUAAGCAUGAAGAAAGUGAGCGUGUGAUGCUUUGUGUGAUUACAGGUUGGUUUGCCGUGUGACACGCGUGUGUCGUGUCACUUGAUGGCAGCAGUUUGCUGCUUCGCCCUCCCCCCUCUUUGCACAUUUCCCCAAUGAAUGUUCCUCGAUCAAACUCAACCCAUUUGACACGUGAUUAGAUGGGUUAUGACAUGUUUUUUAAGGGCGGGGGG
Messenger RNA from Doryrhamphus excisus (bluestripe pipefish), 3264 nucleotides. RefSeq names its product SH3-binding domain protein 5-like, a (gene sh3bp5la). Lineage: Eukaryota; Metazoa; Chordata; Actinopteri; Syngnathiformes; Syngnathidae. Gene Ontology annotation, cellular component: cytoplasm. Gene Ontology annotation, molecular function: protein kinase inhibitor activity. The record is from RefSeq and is a predicted model, not a curated record. Gene Ontology annotation, biological process: intracellular signal transduction.